CUGGGGAACAACUAUUCUAAGAGGAGUUCAGUGGGAGACUUGAUACUGGGAGAGAAUGUGUUCAACAAAGCAACUAAUACAUUUGUGAGAAUCAGUGGACCAUUUGAAGAGAAAAAAAUAGUUGUCAUCAACACGGAAGAUCUAAAAUUCAACAUCUCUCAACAGCAACUAACAGAAUAUGUAGAAAACUGUGUGAGACUCUCUGAUCCUGGACCUCAUGUGUUCCUGCUGGUUCUACAGCCUGAAGACUUCACUGAGGAACACAAACAGAGACUCUGUAGAGUCCUGAAACUCUUCAGUGACCGAUCAUUUGAUCAUUCACUGGUACUGACAACAUCCAAUGAGGAGAACUUAGGUCUAAUGGAGAAAUCCAUUGAACAUCAGCCAUUAAAAGACAUGAUCAGAAAAUGUAGAUACAGACACUUGAAGCAGAAGAAUCUUGAACGCUCAGAGCUGUUGACUCGUUUGGGUCAAACUGCAAAGGAGAACAAUGGAGAACAUGUGACUUAUGAAGCAUUUCAGGACACAGCAUCUACUUUACCAGAUGAACAUCAAAGCCAAAAACCAAAGGAAGCACAGACUUCUAUCAUAGACGCUGUUUUAUCUCGUGGUCUGCGUGGAGUUCCACUGCAAGAAACCGGUCCAAACAUCUUACUGCCAGGGAAAGACCCUUGGACUAACACAUCUGCACUCAGGAUUGUGCUACUGGGAAAAAGUGAUGAAAAACAGACAAAACUUGGUAACCUCAUCAUCGGGAACCAAAUUUUUCAUUGUCAAAGAAUCAGGCAUCAAUCAUGUGUGGCGACCUGUAGAGAGUGGGGAGGGAAACCAUUAACAGUAGUGAAAACUCCAGACAUGUUCAGUCUGUCUGAGAAGGAUGUGAGAAGAGAGGUGCAGGACUGUGUGAGUCUUUGUCCUCCUGGACCAAAUGUUCUGCUGCUGUUAGUGAAGCCUUCUGACUUCACAGAGGAGAACAGCCAGAGAGUGAAGUUCAUCCUGAGUUUGUUUGGCGAAGAUGCUUUUAAGUUCUCAAUGGUCAUCCUGACGCAUGAGAGUGAAAUGAGUUCCACUGUUAAUGAACUAAUUCAAAACUGUGAAGGAAGAAACUACAGCUUGUCUGAAGAUAACCACAGAUCAUUAAUGGAGAGGAUUGAAGAAACAGCUAAUAAAAAAAUGACAGCAGCUCUAAACGUGGUUGUGUGUGGGAGGAGAGAAGCAGGGAAGACCUCAGCAGCCAAGGCCAUUUUAGGUCAGACAGAGCUUCAUUCAGUCUCCAGCUCAGAGUGUGUUAAACAUCAGGGAGAGGUGUGUGGACGUUGGGUUUCCCUGGUGGAGCUGCCUGCAUUGAAUGGAAAACCUCAGGAGGAAGUGAUGGAGGAAUCAUUCAGGUGUAUCUCCCUCUGUGAUCCUGAGGGCGUCCAUGCCUUCAUCCUGGUCCUUCCUGUGGGUCCCCUCACUGAUGAAGACAAGGGAGAGUUGGAGACCAUCCAGAACACUUUCAGCUCUCGAGUCAAUGACUUCACCAUGAUUCUGUUCACUGUGGAGUCAGAUCCUACAGCUCCAGCUGUUGAUAACUUUCUAAAGGAAAACAAGGACAUCCAGGAGCUCCGUCAGAGCUGUGGAGGAAGACAGUUUGUCCUCAACAUCGGGGACCAGCAGCAGAUCCCAGAGCUGUUGGCUGCUGCAGAAAAGAUGAGAGUUGAAGGAUCCAGAUGCUUCACGAAGGACAUGUUCACCAAGGCUCAGAUGAGGGAGGUUACAAGACUCAAAGCUGAACUGCAGGAUGUAAAACAGAAUGUAAUGGGAGGUGAUGAUAAAAGUCAGAGCGGAGAGUGUCUCAGGAUGGUGCUGAUUGGAAAGACCGGCAGUGGAAAGAGUGCGACUGGAAACACCAUUUUGGGCAAAAAGCAUUUUACUUCCACUCCCAGCUCAAAGUCUGUGACAAAGUUUUGCGAGAAAGCAACAGGAGAGAUUGAUGGGCGGCCUGUAUCUGUGGUUGACACUCCCGGCUUGUUUGACACGACUCUGUCCAAUGAUGACGUUCAACAGGAGCUGGUGAAAUGCAUCAGCAUGUUGUCUCCUGGACCUCAUGUGUUCCUACUGGUGCUGCAGAUCGGACGCUGUACAGAAGAGGAAAAAGCCUCUGUGGAACUGAUCAAGAAGUAUUUUGGCAAGAAUUCAGGAGAUUUCAUAAUCAUUAUAUUCACCAGAGGAGAUGAACUGGAGGAUCAGUCAUUUGAGAGUUACAUUGAAAACUGUGAUGACUUUUUACAAAAACUGAUACAUGAAUGUAAAGGAAGAUAUCAGGUCUUCAAUAAUAAGAAUAAGAAAGACCACACACAAGUCAAGGAACUGAUAAACAAGUCAAACAAGAUGCUGAAGGAAAAUGGUGGCAGCUGCUACACCUCAGAGAUGUUUCAAGAGGCUGAGGAAGCCAUACAGAAGGAGGUGGACAGGAUCCUGAAGGAGAAAGAAGAAGAAAUGCAGAAACAGAAGGAGGAGCUGCAAAGGAAACAUGAGGAGGAAAUGGAAGCAGUGAAGAGAAAAAUGGAACAACAAAGGUCAGAAAUUGAACAAGAAAGAGCCAGACAACUUAAAGAAAUGGAGAAUAACAUCAACAAGGAGCGUGAGGAGAGAAAGAAAGAACAGGAAAAGAGAAAAGAAGAAGAAAGAGAGAAGCAAAGGCAGGAAGAAAAGGAAACCAUUGAUAGAGAGUUGGAGCAGAGCAAAGAAGAGCUUAGAAAGCAACGAGAGGACUGGGAAAAGAAACAAAAAGAAUGGUGGGACAAACGAAAUCAAGAAGAUGAUCAGAAACGACAGGAGGAGAAAACAAGAAUAACAAAUCUACAAGAAGAAUACGAGCAGGAAAGAGACAAACAUGAAAAGAAAAGAAAAGAAGAAGAUCGAAUCAGAAGAGAACAGGAGGAGAAGGAGAGAAAAGAUCUGGAGGAAAACUAUAAGAAGAAACUGGAGGAGAUGAAGAAGAAAUAUGAAGAGGAGGCCAGAAAACAAGCUGAAGAGUUCAAUGAGUUCAGACAGAAAUACACCAAGGACUUUGCAACGUUGGUCGACAAGCACAUGGAAGAAAUGCAGGAAUUGACGCAAAAGCAUGUGAGACAAAUGCAAGAGACAAAAGAGAGUCAUGGCAAAGAGUAUAAUCUGUUAAAAGACCUGUCAAGCAGCGGUCAGUGA
Molecule: messenger RNA, 3192 nt
Organism: Centropristis striata (black sea bass)
Lineage: Eukaryota; Metazoa; Chordata; Actinopteri; Perciformes; Serranidae
Exons: 5
Coding region: 361-3192 (943 amino acids)
Molecular function (GO): GTP binding
Source: RefSeq, a predicted model, not a curated record